Messenger RNA from Bactrocera oleae (olive fruit fly), 2848 nucleotides. NCBI's taxonomy places the organism in Eukaryota, Metazoa, Arthropoda, Insecta, Diptera, Tephritidae. The record is from RefSeq and is a predicted model, not a curated record.
AAAAAAAACUGCCAUGGUGACAAAUAACUAAAAUUUGCAAUACAAAAAAAAAAGUAUACGUUUUAAUGAAAUGUUACUUAUUAUUUGUUUUUAACAAAAUAACAUAGUUUGAAUUUUUUUAAUAUUUGUACAAACAUAUUGGAUUAUUACAAUUAAAUUCACUUAAAUAAAAAUGGCAACUGACGCACAAACCAACAACGAAGAUUACUCUCAAGAGUACGGAGAUGAUGACAACAGUCAAGAGUAUGAUAAUGAUCAACAAGAAGGUGAUGAAUAUGAUGAUCAAGAUGAAAAUGAAGACGACAAUGAGCAGAGCCAAGAUCAGGGCAGUGUUGGGGGUGGUGGCGGUAAUACCAGUAACUCUUCAGGACCAAAAUACAUACGUUUAAGAGGACUACCAUGGUCGGCAACACAUAAAGAAAUUUUAAAUUUUCUAAAGAAUGUCAAUGUUGCUAAUGACUCGAAGGGUAUACAUCUUAUCACCAGCCGUUGGGAUGGCAAAAAUACGGGCGAAGCCUAUGUUGAGGUACAAAGUCAAGAUGAUGUUGAAGAGGCGCGAAAAUUAAACAAAGGCUUAAUGGGACAUCGUUACAUUGAAGUAUUCACCGCUAACCCAAAGGAAGCCAAAGAAGCGAUGCGUAAAACCGGCAGUCAUGGCAUGUCUUAUGUUGUUAAACUACGCGGUCUGCCAUAUGCGGUCACUGAACAACAAGUCGAAGAAUUCUUUAGCGGGUUGGAAAUCAAACCGGAUCGGGAGGGGAUACUUUUUGUUAUGGACAAAAGGGGUCGUGCGACUGGGGAAGCUUUUGUUCAGUUCGAAAGCCAGGAUGACACUGAACAAGCCUUGGGACGUAAUCGGGAUAAGAUUGGGCACAGGUAUAUUGAAAUCUUCCGUAGCUCACUGGCUGAACUGAAACGCGCUGCCAAAGGUAAUGGCCGCACUGGUCCAUAUGACUUGAAGGAUCGUGGCGGUAAUCGCGGCAAUGAUUACGGCGGCGGACGCAACAUGCGUGGCGGCAAUGAUUGGGGUAACAAUGGCGCUCCAUUCGGUGUUGGCGCCAACAAUACACUUGGCUUUAAUAACUUGCCGAACUUUACAAACUCGGGCAAUUUUGGCAAUAACUUUGGAUCGAAUGGCAAUGGAGGUGGCAGUGGCGGUGGAAUUGGUGGUUUUGGUAAUGGCAAUAAUGGCGGCGCUUUCGGUGGUUUUGGCAAUAACGGUAAUUUUGGCGCAGGCAACGGCAACAAUGGUAACUUCGGCAACGGGAACGGCAACGGCAACGGUGGCUUUGGCGGCAAUAAUCGUUUCAACAACAGUGGCGGCAAUUUCGGCAACGAUUUCGGUGACUUUGGCAACUUUGGCAAUAACCGAAAUUUCAGUAAUGGCGGCAAUUUCGGUAAUGAUUUUCCAGUCGGCAACAACCGCAAUGGUGGCAUGGGCGUUGGACCAAACAAUGGCGGUGGCGGUGGCGGCGGCGUCGGUAGCUUUGGCAAUUUCGGCAACUUUGGUAAUUUCGGUGGCAACGGCGGUGUUGGCGUUGCCGGUGGUGCCGGUAAUGGCAAUAUGGGCGGUGGAUUUAACGGUGGUAACGCUAUGAUCGGUGGUGGAGGCAAUUUCGGUCCAAUCGGCGGUGGUCGCAAUGACAGCGAGUACUUCACCAUACAUAUGCGCGGUUUGCCGUAUCAGUCGUUUGAUAAUGAUAUAUUUAAGUUCUUCGACCCAAUACGCCCAGCCAAUGUACGUGUUAAUUUUAAUAAAAGUGGCUUGCACAGUGGCACCGCCGAUGUCUUUUUCGAGACGUACGAAGAUGCUCAACUAGCUAUGAAGCGCCACCGCGAUCAAAUGGGUUCACGUUACAUUGAGCUCUUCUUUGAUGGCAAAACCAAAACUGGCAAUACAAAAUCUGGUGGCGGUGGCGGUGGCAAUUUUCAACGCCGCAUCUAAAGAAAGCAAUCCGUAUGUGCAUUGCGAAUGGGGAGUGGUACUGAGGUAUCUUUACGUUAUCGCGGAAUGUAAAUGUGCGUUUUUCUUUUUAAAUCAAGUCAACGUACCCAGUUUCAUGGGGAGGGGAAAGAAAGUUACACAAUAAAUUUUCGAAACAAAUCCUUAAUUUUUCAACGCUCAUUUUCGUAGUCAUCGCAAUGGCACUACAAGUGGUCGUGUAACCGUUAACACAGUUACUACUACAUUAACGUUUAAUUUGUAAUUUGUUUAUGCUGUAAGUCAAUUCAAAAACAUGGAAAUUACCUAACCAUAUAUUACAAUAAUAAAAAAUACAUAUAAGUUUUAUUUUAUACUCUGUGAAAGAAGCAAACUUAAUGUUCAUAUAUUGAAACUUAACUUACAUACUAUGUAUACACAUAACUGUAAAAUUAACAUGCACAUCACACAACGGGAAGGAUGAUGCGCAUCUUUUACUCUAUUUUUAUUGAAUUAUUUUUAAUUCGUUUAAAUUAUAUGCUUUGUCGGGUUAUGUAGUUGAAAAUUCGGCUAUUACCGUUUUAUUUUCAAGCCUAUACUUAAUUUGCUAAAACUGUGUAUUUUUAACGUAAUGAAUUUAAAUUCCAUUUACUUAAGCGCUGUGUUAGAAAAAUACCGUUUAUUUUUCCUUAAUAUACCAUAAACGUGACAACAUUAAUUAAGUUAUCAACUAAAGUAUUGCUGAAUUUUAACGUGUCACUAGAAAUAAUGCGCAGAUUUCGCAAGAAUAUGUUAAAAAUGCUGCAUAACACGGUUGAUUAAAUGCAACAAUUGAGAGAAACCAUGUAAACUGAAGAUUUGUGCGCAUGCGCAUAACUCAUUUUCUGAAUAAAAAACAUUUUUUUACCUCUUUAGGAGGCAAAGUAA